Solea solea (common sole) is the source of this 5300-nucleotide messenger RNA. It is a transcript of the gene c5, whose product is annotated as complement component 5. Gene Ontology annotation, molecular function: endopeptidase inhibitor activity; protein binding. Bases 79 to 5178 code for a protein of 1699 amino acids. The transcript is spliced from 42 exons. The record is from RefSeq and is a predicted model, not a curated record. Gene Ontology annotation, cellular component: extracellular region. Lineage: Eukaryota; Metazoa; Chordata; Actinopteri; Pleuronectiformes; Soleidae.
AUCACUAACUAAUAAAAUCAGACUUCCAGCCGCUCAUGGUCAUUCGUCUUAGCCCAUGUUGUCUGCAGAGCUUCCUCAAUGUGUUUCCUCGUCACCCUCAGGAUGAAGGUGUGUGUCAUCCUAUUGUGUUUCUGUUUUCUUGGCAAGAGGACAGAGGCUCAGUCCAAAUCGUAUCUGAUAACAGCUCCUGUCUCAUUGCGUUUGGAUGCUUCAGAGUCAGUGUUGCUGCAAUUAUUUGGCUAUGACUCAGAGGAGGUGACAGUCUAUGUGUUCUUGAAGACCUCCAUGGCUCCAGACCAUACAGUUCUGGCUCAAGAAGUCGUGACCCUCAACACGCAAAACCACCAUCAGGCCAUCGCCAAAGUUCGGCUUCACCCUAAUCAGCUUGAUAAGAAGGUGAGAUCUGUGGUCCUCCAUGUCCAAACAGCAGGGAUCAACCAGCAUGUGGUUGUCCCUUUGAGUCGCUCCAACGGCUUCCUGUUUAUCCAGACUGACAAACCACUGUACACCCCACAUCAGAGUGUGAAAGUUAGAGCAUUCUCCCUGAACCAGGAGCUGAGACCAGCCAAUCGCAGUGUUUUCCUUAAAUUUAAGAACCCUGAUUCUGAAACAGUGGAUAUUGUGGAGAUAAUUGAUGUUAAUAAUGGAGUCCCAUCCAUGCAAAACCCCUUCAAAAUUCCCAUUAACCCAAAGUUGGGGAUUUGGUCAAUUGAAGCCUCCUACGCAGAUGAUUUCACCACAACAGCAAAAACAGACUUUGAAGUUAAAGAAUAUGUUCUCCCGAGUUUCUCCAUCCUUGUGGAACCUGAAGUCAAUUACAUCAGCUAUGGACAAUUCCAAAAAUUUACCUUCAAGGUCUCUGCCAGGUAUCUCCAUGGUGCUCCGGUUGCUAAUGCAGAGGUGUUUCUGCGGUAUGGCUAUGUUAGCGGAAAAAAUCCUCCUGUUAUCAUCCCCACCUCUGUCACCAGAGAGAGACUGUCUUCCUUAGGUGAAGUGGACGUGACUGUUAACAUGGAAAACGUUCUGUCCAAACAUGAUGGACCAAAAGACCUCAACAGCCUGAUGGGGAAGUACUUGUACAUAGCUGUACUGCUGCAGGAGGACACAGGUGGUAUCUCUCAGGAGGCGGAGUUUGCUGCUGUGAAAUUUGUCAAAUCACCUUACACUUUGAGCCUGGUGUCCACGCCGCCUUUCAUCAAACCUGGACUCCCUUAUAACGUCCAGGUGUUGGUGAAGGAUCACUUGGACCACCCGGUGAACCUGGUCCAGGUUCGUCUGGUGGAACGACAGCUGUUCAGACAGGGAAGGCCCAGUGAGGAUAUGUCCUGUACCCUCAGCAGCAUAAGCCAGUCAAGUGGCAUCGCUGUUUUCAUAUGCAAUACACCACGUGAAGCUGUCAAGGCAGUACUGAAGUUUGAGACAGUAGACCCUGCGCUCCCAGCAACCAGUCAGGCCAGUUUGAGUUUACAAGCUGUGGCCUAUUACUCUCCAAACCAGCGUUACCUUUACAUCGACCCCCCGCUGCUUGGCCAGAGUCUGGUGGUGGGACAAUAUGCCAACAUCAAGGUGUAUUCUGCCACACCCUCAUACCUGUCAAUCAAAUCCCUUGGUUACAUGGUGCUCUCUAAAGGGACUGUGGUGAAAUUUGGCACUCAAAAGUUUGUAUCCAGUGCCGAUAACAAACAGAAUCUUAGGUUUGAGGUGACAGCCUCCAUGGUCCCGUCCAUCAGACUUCUGAUCUACUACAUUCUGUAUGGAGAAGAUACGUCCGAGCUGGUGGCUGACUCCCUCUGGAUGGACGUCAAGGACAAGUGUGUCAAUGGACUCCAGACUGAUCUCUCAUCUCGUAGGCAGAAUUACAAGCCGAAGGAAAAUAUACAGCUGGACAUCAGGGCCAAUCAGGGGGGACUGGUGGCUCUUUCUGCUGUAGACUCUGCCCUCUUCUCAUUGCGACCCAACUACAGAGACCCCAUUUCCAUGGUUCUGCGACACAUAGAGCACAGUGACCAGGGCUGUGGUGGGGGUGGCGGCAAAGAUAACGCUGAUGUCUUCCGACUGGCAGGCCUCACCUUCAUCACUAACGCUAAUGCCCAGCCAUCAAGUACCAGCAGUGAUGUGUGCACAGCGGCAGUCCGAGCAAAGCGAGCGCUGCCGACUGAUGAGGAGAAGAUGAAAAAAGUGCAGAGUUAUGGCCCUUUAAAGAUCUGUUGUGAACAUGGCAUGAAGUACAUCCCAAAGAGUGUGACCUGCCACCAGUUCGCCCUGCAAACCUACAGCAAACACCCCCGCUGCAGAAAUGUCUUCAGAGAAUGCUGCGAGUAUAUGCAGCAGCGACUGGACCAGGACCAGAACCUUGUCCUGGGACGCCACGAAAUGGGUGCAGAUUUUGACCUGGCUCCUUCAUUGGUGCGGAGCUACUUCCCAGAGAGUUGGCUGUGGGAGGUGCAACCUGUCAGACCGGGCUCAGAGUCAGUCAGCAGGACUUUACCAGACUCUCUCACUACCUGGGAGGUCAAGGCCAUUGGCAUGUUCAAGGAUGGUAUUUGUGUCGCGCAGCCAGUCCAGGUGUCAGUCAGUCUGCCACUAAGUGUGAAUGUCCCUCUGCCAUAUCAGGUGGUCAGAGGAGAACAGCUGGAGCUGACAGGCUCAGUGUACAACCAACAGGCUGACACCAUCACGUACUGUGUGACACUGACGGCUGGCCCACAGCUAUGCCUGCUCCACUCCCAGGAAACCUCUGGGGCAGCGGGUCUGCGCUCCACACCUUGCAGCUGGAGCAAACUGCCUCCAGGGGGCAUUGGUAGUGUGUCCUUCACCCUGCUGGGCCUGGAGCCAGGGGAACACACCCUGACUUUCACACUGAAGACACGCCAAGGAAACAGAGACAUCCUGGAAAAGAAACUGCGAGUGGUGCCUGAAGGGGUGAUGACAGAGGAGUACUCAGGAGGGAGACUUGACCCUCAGGGAAUCUAUGGUUCAGAGAAGAGGAUAGUGACACUGAAGAACAAGCUGUCAACCAACAUGAUCCCAAACUCACCUGUGGAGAGGCUGCUCACCAUCAAUGGUGAAGUUCUAGGUGACUUUUUGUCUGUGGUGCACAAACCAGAAGGCCUCAGACAGCUUGUCAACCUGCCAGCAGGGUCAGCAGAGGCAGAGCUAGGAGGACUUCUCACUCUCAUCCAUGUAUAUCGAUACUUAGAGACAGCGGGGAAAUGGGAUGUCCUGGGUGCAGACAUCAACAGUAACUCAGCUGCUCUGAAACAGAUGAUCAGAGAGGGUCUGGUCAGUAUCACCUCCUUCAGACAUGGAGACUCCAGUUACAGCAUGUGGAUGAAGCAAAAACCCAGCACCUGGCUUACUGCUUUGGUGGUGAAGAUGCUGUCCCUGGUGGCUCUGGAUCAGAUCAUCUCUGUGGACCAUCAGACUCUGUCAUACUCUGUAGCAUGGUUGAUCCGCAGUGCUCAGCAGGGCGAUGGAUCCUUCUCUGACACAUCCUCCUACCGACCCAACAAAAUCAUGGCUGCGGGCACUGAUGCAGUUGACAAGUCAGUGUAUUUAACAUCCUUCGUGUUGAUCGCCUUGUGCAGAGCCACGAGCAUCAGAGACCCAAUCCUGAAUCUCCGAUUCCACGAUGACAGCAUGAGAUCUGCAUCAAAGUACAUUUCCCAGCAUGCCCUAGGUGUCAAGAGUGUGUAUGUGCGUGCGGUAGCAACCUAUGCUCUGACUCUUCAUGACCCCAAUAGCAUGAUGGUCUCUCAGUUGCUCACCAACCUGGAGAACGUGGCUCGACAGAAAGGUCACCCUGCUGUGCUCAGGUACUGGCAGGAGUCCAAUGUGGCAACUGAUUGGCUGAAUCCUGAUCAGUCCAGUGGUGUGACAGUGGAGACAACAGCGUACGUGUUGCUGAUUAUGCUGCUAAAGGGGAGAAUCCCCUAUGCUAACCCCAUCCUGUCCUGGCUGAGCCAGGAUGAGCACUACGGAAAGGGUUUCUACUCUGUACAGGACACAGUCCUGACUCUGGAGGCUUUGACAGAGUAUAGCCGACUUGUCCCUCGAGCUGUCCUCAGUCAGGACAUCAACAUCCGCUACAGCAGGAAGGGAUCGCUUCAACAAGUCAAGCUCAGCCAGAGCGUACCUGUGAUCACGCCUAUCCAGGUCACAAAGAAUGAUGACAUCAUUGUGUCCACUGGUUAUGGGAGAGGUGUGUCGAAUGUGAAGCUGAAGACAGUUUAUUAUGAAACCAGAUCUUCCACGCAGAACUGUAACUUUGACACCACCAUAGAAAUGCUUGGCCCUGACAACUCCAGAAAUCCCAGUAUGCGUGCUUCUUACCUGGUCACCUGUGCAAAAUAUAAACCGCCCCCAAAUGAGGUCUACACAGAGUCCAGUCUGACUGUGAUAAAGAUCCAGAUGCCAACAGGUGUGGAGGCGUCCCUGGAGGACCUGAAACAGUUCAAAGAGGGAGCAGAACCGAUUGUCUCCCACUACGAGCUGCAGGGAAGCACUGUGGUUGUUCAGAUGGACACUGUUCCCUCUGAUAUCUAUGUGUGCAUCGGUUUUCGGGUCAAUACCAGGUUCAGGGUGAGCGGAGCAAGCGAGUCCCUGUUCAGCAUCUAUGAGCCUCAGGACAAAGGCAGCAUUUGCACCAAACACUUCUCUUUUGAGGAACAGAAGCUGCAGCGCCUCUGUGUGGGCGAAGAAUGUCAGUGCAUGAGAGCUGCCUGUGCUGCCUACAGAGGAGAAGUCGACCCGACACUGACAGUAGCCAAACGUUUUGAGGAGACCUGCCGACCUCACAUCCGAUACGCCUACAGGAUGAAGGUGACGUCCUCAGCAGCAGAGGGAGACUUUAUGAUCUAUACAGGCACCGUAGUUGAAGUGCUGAAGAACAAUGAUAAAGACUUUGAAGCGGUGAGUUCAGGUGCAGAAGUGGAGCUGAUAAAAAAGGCCACCUGCAGUGCUGUGGACAUCAAGAAUGACCACCAAUACCUGGUGAUGGGAGCCAGUGGGUCAGAGGUCACACUCAGCCAUGGCUUCAGGUAUCGUCUUCCUUUGGACUCGGAGGCUGUGGUGGAGCUGUGGACGAAGGACUGUGGUACUUCUGUAUGUUCGGACUACACACUGCUGGAGGACUUUGCUCUGGAGCUGCAGUUAUCCAGCUGCCCCAACUCAUCAUAAAUCUUCAGAAAAGUACUUAAAUUGCCCUUUUCAGUGUAACACUCAGAUGACACAAUAGGAAGUGAUGCUGUUCAUCCUGAUGAUGCAAUUUGCAAACAUUUUAAUAAAGCAAUUUCACUGUG